ACUAGCUCCACGCUUUAUACUAGCCCCGGCCACCGCACUUUACCCUCCGCAGCCAUCUUUGCUCCUUGCCUCACACUCCUAGAUUUCCUACAGAUUCCGUUAGCUGUGGGUUUUAUUUAUUUUAUUUAUAAAUUGUACAACAUUUUUUUAACUUGUUAAAAAAGAAAUAAAUCAUGUUGGACUCAGAAUUAGAAAGAUCAACAACCAAAAGCAAAUGUAACUAUACAAGCUUAAGAAAUAGCAAAAUCAAAUUUGCAAAAUUGGUGGCCGGUGCAUGGCUUGGCCGAGACGGCUGGAGCUGGAAUGGAUGAGGAAGGGAACUAAGUCAGUAUGGCAGAAGUACAUGAAGAUGACCGUAAACUAUUCUGCGGGGCUCUACCUCAGGAGGCUAAGGAUACAGAUAUCAAGGAGUACUUCUCAACAUUCGGAGAGAUCGACAGUGUAAACCUGAAGAUGGAUCCCGUCACUGGAAGAUCAAGAGGGUUUUGUUUCAUCGUGUUCAAGGAGACUGCAUCUCUAGAGGCUGCUGUAGCUAACGAGGCACAUGUUGUCAAGGGCAAGAAAGUAACCUGUAAGAAAGCUGAGGCUAGACAAGGAAAGAUCUAUGUUGGUAAACUACCACCAGGAGAUGCACUAUCCAAGGAGGAUAUAACAACACAGUUCGGAGAAUAUGGAGAGGUUGUUGAGGUUGUUAGACCCGUUGAUAAAAUGAAGGAUAAUGAACCUAAAACCUUUGCUUUCAUCACCUUUGCCAGGGAGGAUACAGCUAAACAACUAGUUAAAAUGGGAGAAGUCACAAUCGGCGGUCACACAGUUGAGAUCAAGCGCGUGACACCCAAGGAUCAAGGAAAUGCCGGUGGAUGGGGCGGAAAUAUGGGCUGGGGUGGAUAUUCUGAUCCCUAUGGAUAUGGUGGAUAUGGAGGCGGAUACGGUGAUCCCUACGGCCAGUAUGGUGGAUAUGGAGCUCCCGGAUGGGGAGGACCUGGGUUUGGUGGUGGAGCCGGAGGAAAGAUGCGAGGUGGACCUGCUGGUGGCCGAGGAGGCGGAAGAGGUCGGGGACGUGGCAGACCGUACUAGGGAGGGGAGAGUUUAUAUAUAAACCUGAAAAUUGAACUAAAAUGCUGUUAAAAUGUUGUAGACACAGAAUAUUGUAUUGUUUGUACCGUUGCUGUCGAGCAUUUAAAUAUAAUCGAUCGAUUUGCAAGUUA
Molecule: messenger RNA, 1208 nt
Organism: Eurytemora carolleeae
Lineage: Eukaryota; Metazoa; Arthropoda; Copepoda; Calanoida; Temoridae
Product: RNA-binding protein squid
Exons: 7
Coding region: 331-1077 (248 amino acids)
Biological process (GO): regulation of gene expression
Cellular component (GO): nucleoplasm
Molecular function (GO): RNA binding
Source: RefSeq, a predicted model, not a curated record